This is a messenger RNA of Boleophthalmus pectinirostris (great blue-spotted mudskipper), 3497 nucleotides long. RefSeq lists its product as uncharacterized. The record is from RefSeq and is a predicted model, not a curated record. The transcript has 10 exons. NCBI's taxonomy places the organism in Eukaryota, Metazoa, Chordata, Actinopteri, Gobiiformes, Gobiidae. Bases 1 to 2970 code for a protein of 989 amino acids.
AUGUUUGUGUUUGAGGCUCGGUCUCUGGAGGAGAAGCAGCUCUGGGCUCAUCACAUCAAACGCAUCAUUUUAGAAAAUCACCAGAACCUGAUCCCCCAGAAAGCGCAGGAUUUGUUUCUGGAGCAGAAUCCGUUCUGUCGGCUCAAAUACAGCUCCGAGGACCGGCUCAAGUCCUCUCUGCACCGAGUGAGGAGUGGGUCUACAGAACGAGACCGGACCAAACCAGGACCAACUGAGACCACGGGGACCUCAGAACCAGACCAGAACCCAGACCUGGAACAGAACCAGGACCCAGACCUCCAGGAGCCUAAAAGAUCUCCACCCAGAAACCAGGAUCUGGAUCUGGACCAGGGACUAGACCAGGAUCUGAACCAGGCUCUGGACCAAGGGCUAGACCAAGGACUGAACCAGGACUGGGACUGUCGGCCCCUGACGUCUGAGACCGAGUCAGAGGAAGACCUGCUCUCAGAACCGGUCCUAGACCGGACCCGGACCAGGACUCUGUGCUGGACUUCACCCAGACCGGGCAGACCCAGCUGGACCGGGUCCCCCAGACCCGCCUGGACCCCAGAUCCAGUCCCAGUCUCUGGUCCAGAUCUGGGCUCUGGUCCAGACUCAGGCUCUGGUCCAGACCCGGUUUCUGGUCCAGACCCGGUCUCAGGUCCAGAUGAGGACUCUGUGGAGAACAUCUUGAGGAGGCGGGACUCCAGCCUGUCACUCAAAGACCGGCUGCUGAUGGAGAAGAUCCGGACUUACUACGAGACCCAAGUCCCGACCAGGACCCGGACCAGGACCACGAGGAGGGACAGUCUGGACCACAUCCCCCUGGGCCUGGUCCAGACCUCGGUCUACAGGAUCAACUCAGAGAAACCCGGCUCCGAGUCCAGGACCCGGACCGGACCAGAACUGGAUCAGGAUCCACCAAAGACCGUCUCAGUCCCAGAGUCCGGACAGAAUCCAGAACAAGAACCAGAACUGGACCCAGAGCAAGAACCAGGACUGGACCAGGACCGGUCUGAGAUGAUCCAGAUCUGGAGAGAACUCGACCGACAAAACCAGAUCAAAACCAGAAGGACCAGACCAAGAGCCUCUUCAUACAGUUGUGAGGCGGAUGAUGAGGAGGACCAGACUCAGUCCAAAGUCCAGGUUUUGGUUCGGAGGUACAGCCUGAAGACCAAGACCAGGACCAGGACCAGGACCAGGACUCUCCCUUCCCCCGGCAGGUCCAGACCAGGUCUAGUCCAGACCCGAGUCCCACAGAACGACCGUGUGGAGGACAGUGAUUGGUCAGAGAGUCGACACCUGAGCUCCAAGAACAGAUCUCUAGAUGCUCAGAUGCCUCAGGACCAGACCCAGGAUUCAGACCAGGACUUGGACUCGGACCAGGACCGCAGAGUCUGUGUCCUGGACGUCACCAGGAGCUUUGAGUCCAAAUGUUCUGGAACCUUCAGAGAAACUGAAGAUCUCCAGAAGCUCAGAGAGAAGAAGGUCUCACCGGGACCUGCCCAAGACUCUGGACCAAGACCAGACCAGAGACCAGGACCUCAACCAGGACUUAAACCAGACCAGGAUUCAAGACUGAACCAGGACUCAGGACUGAACCAGGACUCAGGACUGAACCAGGACUCAGGACUAAACCAGGACUCAGGACUGAACCAGGACUCAGGACUAAACCAGGACUCAGGACUGAACCAGGACUCAGGACUGAACCAGGACUCAGGACUGAACCAGGACUCAGGACUGAACCAGGACUCAGGACUAAACCAGGACUCAGGACUGAACCAGGACUCAGGACCGACUGUGGACGAGGUGAGACUCAGAUUUGAAGGAAAACUCAAAACUACAAAUCCACGAAAAGAAAAAUUUAACAGAAAUAAAACUGGAUCUGAGACAAAACCUGGACCAGACCAGAGACCGGACCAGAGACCGGAUCAGAGACCGGAUCAGGGACCAAACAAAAGACCAGACCAAAGACAAGACCAGAAACCAGAUCAAAGACCAGACCAGAGACCAGACCAGAAACUGGACCAGAAACCGGACCAGGGACCAAACAAAAGAACGAAUCAAAGACCGGACCAAAGACCAAAUCAAAGACUGGAACAAAGACCGGACCAAAGAGCAGACCAAAGACCAGACCAGAGACCAGAGCAGAGACCGGACCAAAGAGCAGACCAAAGACCGGAUCAGGAACCGGACAAGAAACCAGACCAGAGUUCGGAGCAGGGACCAGACCCAAAGUCCAGGGAGAGGUUUCUGCGAGCCAAAGAGAGAUUCAACAUGAAACCAAACCAGGGACUGGACCAGAGACCAGACCAGGGACUGGACCAGAGACCAGACCAGGGACUGGACCAGAGACCAGACCAGAGACCAGACCAGAGACCGGACCAGAGACCAGAUCCAAACAUAAGUCUGGAGUUUGUGAAAAAUAAAUUUGAUUCAAAAGACACAACAAAACGUCAGAAGAAAAGAGACAAACCAGGACCAGUCCAAGUCCCAGUCCAAGUCCCAGACCUGACCACCGGACCUGACCCAAAUCCUGGACCAGACCAGAACCAGGACCAAGACCAAGAACAGGGUCUAGUCCAGAUCCGGUCUCCCACAAGUCGAGAAAAGAUCUGUGUUUGGGCCGUUUCAGAACGACGCAGAAUCUACCAGAAACAAACCCAGUCCAGACCAGAGACCAGACCAGGGACUGGACCAGGGACCAGAUCAGAGACCGGAUCAGGAACCAGAACAGAGACCAGACCAGGGACCAGACCAGGGACCAGACCAGAGACCGGACCAGGGACCGGAUCAAGAACCGGACCAGGAACCAGCCCAGGGACCAGAUCAGGGACCAGACCAGAGACCAGACCAGAGACUGAACCAGAGUCUAGAUCUGAGUCCAGACGAGAUUCUAGAGACCAGAACCAGAAUGAGCCACUAAACGUCAACCGGGUCAGAGCCCUCAGGCAGAGGUUCCAGGACUAAACCAGGACUAAACCAGCUCUAAACCAGGACUAAACCAGGACUAAACCAGCUCUAAACCAGGACUAAACCAGGACUAAACCAGGACUAAACCGGGACUAAACCAGGGCUAAACUGGGACUAAACCAGGACUAAACCAGGGCUAAACCAGGACUAAACCAGGUCUAAACCAGGACUAAACCAGGACUAAACCAGGACUAAACCAGGUCUAAACCAGGACUAAACCAGGUCUAAACCAGGACUAAACCAGGACUAAACCAGGACUAAACCAGGGCUAAACCAGGUCUAAACCAGGACUAAACCAGGACUAAACCAGGUCUAGAUCAGGUGUUUUAGUUCAGAGUAAAUGUAUAUUUUUAAAUGUUUUAGUGUUUUGUUUGUGUGAAAAUAAACCCUGUUUGUUUUGUCAGUGAAAGUUCAUCUCGGUUCUUCCUGUUGUUGUUUUAUUUAAUUAUUAACGUGAAUCACGUAACUGUGAUCCGCCUCACUGCGCCCCCUGCCGCCCCAGACCAGAACUGCAACUGUCAGCA